Phoenix dactylifera (date palm) is the source of this 1940-nucleotide messenger RNA. Its product is annotated as ADP/ATP translocase 1, mitochondrial-like. Gene Ontology annotation, molecular function: ATP:ADP antiporter activity. Lineage: Eukaryota; Viridiplantae; Streptophyta; Magnoliopsida; Arecales; Arecaceae. Gene Ontology annotation, cellular component: mitochondrial inner membrane. The record is from RefSeq and is a predicted model, not a curated record. Gene Ontology annotation, biological process: mitochondrial ATP transmembrane transport; mitochondrial ADP transmembrane transport.
UCCCGAAGGUGCUCGCUAUCCCUAUAAAAGGUGCUCGCCGCUCCCAACUUUUUCCUUUCUUCCUCCUCACCAGUCAGAGAUAGAGGGGGGAGGUUGCGCCCUCCUCGGCCUUCUCCAGAUCAUAUCAACUAGAGUCUACAUCAAUCCAAGAGCUGCUGUAUAUGUGAGUGAUGGGGACAUCAGAGCUGUUCGUUCAGACGAUCGAGCCAUCAGAGCCGCUCGCUUGCGCCUGCACCAGGGGAUGACAUCAUUAUGGCUACGAGAGGAUCCUGAGCCAUCGGAUUGAGUCAGGUCAGCUCAUUGGUGUUCCAAAAUGGCCGACGAACUGCAUCCUCCAUCUAUAGUACAGAAGAUACAUGGGGAAUCGUACUUGUUCUCUAGACUGUCUCCCUAUUCGCAGGCCAGGAGUGCCAGCUUCCACAACUUUCCUGGCACCUACAUCAAUGGGGGCCUGAACAGCGCCUUGCUGAAAUCAUACCACAGCAACAUUGAAUCCCUUGGUUUCUCAUCUUUCUCACAUCUUUCCCCCAUCUGUGCCUGUGCCCCCCAGGAGAAGGGUAUUUCAGGAUUUCUUAUGGAUUUUCUUAUGGGAGGAGUUUCUGCUGCUGUCUCCAAAACAGCAGCUGCUCCAAUUGAGCGGGUGAAACUCUUAAUUCAGAACCAGGAUGAGAUGAUUAAAUCUGGCAGGCUCUCUGAACCCUACAAGGGGAUUGGAGACUGUUUUGCCCGAACCAUAAAAAAUGAGGGCAUGCUCUCAUUGUGGAGAGGAAAUACUGCAAAUGUGAUUCGUUAUUUUCCUACACAGGCCCUGAACUUUGCUUUCAAGGAUUACUUUAAGCGUAUGUUUAACUUUAAGAAAGAUAGAGAUGGCUAUUGGAAAUGGUUUGCUGGUAACUUGGCAUCCGGAGGUGCGGCUGGUGCUUCAUCUCUCCUCUUUGUGUAUUCUUUGGAUUAUGCCAGGACACGUCUGGCCAAUGAUGCCAAGGCUGCAAAGAAGGGAGGUGAAAGGCAGUUCAAUGGUCUGAUUGAUGUUUACAGGAAAACAGUAAAAUCUGAUGGUAUUGCGGGGCUCUAUCGGGGCUUUAACAUCUCAUGUGUUGGUAUCAUUGUUUAUCGCGGGCUUUACUUUGGAAUGUAUGAUUCAUUAAAACCAGUGGUGCUGGUUGGUGCCUUGGAGGAUAAUUUCUUUGCCAGUUUCUUGCUUGGAUGGGGAAUCACUAUCGGUGCUGGUCUUGCCUCCUACCCCAUUGACACUGUUCGCAGAAGGAUGAUGAUGACAUCUGGUGAGGCUGUCAAGUACCGUAGUUCGUUAGAUGCAUUCUCACAGAUCAUGAAAAAUGAGGGAGCUAAAUCCCUGUUCAAGGGUGCUGGUGCAAAUAUCCUCCGUGCAGUGGCCGGUGCUGGUGUUCUGGCAGGUUAUGACAAGCUGCAGGUGCUGGUCUUUGGAAAGAAGUAUGGGUCUGGUGGUGGUGGCUGAUGCCAUUUCUUGAGUUGCCGAUGGCUAGAUAAUUUGAUGAUGAUGAACAAGAGUAUUAGGUGUUUGUGCUUCCUUCUUGAUUCUGGUUCAGAAUAAUGUUCACAGAUGAACACCCUUCUAUUAUCAUCUUAGGUCUUCUGGAGAUGCAUGCGUGAUGACUGGGUGUUGUUUUUAUGUCCUUUUUUUGGUUAAAGAGAGAGCUAAAAGGUGUGUUAUUGCUUAAGUAUGUGUCUGGUUGAACUAUUGUGAUGAAUUAUCAGAAGUAUGCCGCAUCCUUGGAGUCCAUUUUGUUCUUGAUGUGGCUCUUCGUUGGCAUUUGGUCUUUUUCAGCUUUCGGUUCAUCAUCAUACUAAAACCAUGUGUUUCUGUUCGAAUAGUCCUGGAAACUAGUUGCCUGUGGGUCUGGUUAUAGAUGAGAAGAUAAAAAAUAAAAAUGGUUCAGUGUAUGGUCAGUUUUGUUCAA